Messenger RNA from Capsaspora owczarzaki ATCC 30864, 1245 nucleotides. RefSeq lists its product as hypothetical. Lineage: Eukaryota; Filasterea; Ministeriida; Capsasporidae. The coding region runs from base 30 to 1007 and encodes 325 amino acids. The record is from RefSeq and is a predicted model, not a curated record. Gene Ontology annotation, molecular function: protein serine/threonine phosphatase inhibitor activity. The transcript is spliced from 4 exons.
UUUUGAUUCUCGUUGGUCUUAUUCAAAUCAUGUCUGCACAAGAUACCGAGUUGACUGCGGCGUGGGCGUCCAUUCGCUGCGGCUUCCUGACCCAGGAGCAGCCCGAGCUCAUUGUUGUCGACGCAGACUCGCAGAUCGUCUCUGCCUGCAAGACACUCGCCGACAAUGGCAUCUCGUCCGCACCCGUGUUUGACAGCGCAAAGAACUCGUACUUGGGCAUGCUCGAGUACGCCGAUCUCGUUGCGCUUGUCCUUGCUGCCAAGCAGCGCUCUCACCUGCCCGAAGGCAACGAGAGCCUCGAGAAUUACAUCUCGCAAGGCGGCCAGUUCCAAGUUGCCGUCCGUCACGCCGUUGACAUUUCCGAGCGCAACCCUUUCUACUCGCUCUUCCCCGAGUCCACCCUCCUGAACGCGGUCCAGGUGUUUAGCUCUGGCGCUGUUCGUCGCAUUGUUGUCAUGUCUGGUGAUGGCAAGCUGCACGGCAUCAUCUCGCAGACGACUGUUCUGCGCUUUGUCCACGACCACCUUCUGAGCCAAAUGGACGGCAUCGUUCGCCAAACUCUCGAGCAACUCAACAUUGGAUCGCAGCCCGUGGUCCAGCUCAAUGGCAACGCCCCUGUUAUUGACGCUCUCGAGCUCAUGCACACCCACAAGUUCUCGAGCGUCGCCCUUGUCGAGUCGGACGGCACCAUUUCUGGCAACAUUUCUCUGUCGGACGUCAAGCUGCUCUUCCGCAAGCGAAGCCUUGGUCUGCUCAGCCACUCGUGCCGCACUUACGUUGCCACCAUCCGACAGGAGGAGAUCCGACAUGCUUCCCCCGAGCACCCCGAGGCCUCGACCGCCAAAUGGCCCUACUGGAGCGUGCCCGUGACGGCCACCUUGCACUCGGUCAUUCUCAAGAUGGUUGCCACCCGCUCCCACCACAUCUUUGUGAUUGACGCCCACAAGCGACCCAUCCGCAUUGUUUCUGUCGGCGACGUUUUGCGCGCACUUACUCCCCGCGAGUAAUUUUGUGACGCCCGCCCACACACAAAUAAGAGUGGCAAAGAAACGCGAGUUGCUCGUGUGCGAAUCGUAACGUUGUCAGUUGCUUGGUUGUUAUUUGUUUCCGUGCUCCGACCCUCGGUUAGAAUGGACUUAUGAAGGCUUGCACAAAAAAAGCUUGUUUGGUCUACAGUAGCUUCCAGACUGUACUUUGUUGUACAAAAAAAAAAAAAAAAAAAACGCAACAUGCAAACAACAACAA